UGGAACAAGGGCAAGAGCAAAGAACACCACAGUUUAAUCUUCAUCACAGGGCCAAGGUCCCUUCAAAAGAGAUUAAAGUAGACCUAGCUAAUUGUUCACUUUAUGAGUCAGAGAGUCAAAAGUUAAUAGCAGGACUGUUAUAAAAUAAGCUUUAGAUUUCAGGCUCCCAGUUCUCUAAGAAGAGAGGGCAUCAUGGAUGGGGCUGUGGUCCUGGUGCUCUGUCUCUCCUGUCUGCUUCUCCUCUCACUCUGGAAACAGAGUUCUGGGAAGGGGAAGCUCCCCCCUGGCCCGACUCCUCUCCCAAUUCUUGGAAAUAUCCUACAGUUAGAUGUUAAGAACAUCAGCAAAUCCUUAAGCAACCUCUCAAAAGUCUAUGGCCCUGUGUAUACCGUGUAUCUUGGCUUGAAGCCUACUGUUGUGUUGCAUGGCUAUGAAGCAAUGAAAGAAGCCCUAAUUGAUGCGGGAGAGGAGUUUUCUGGAAGGGGCCAUUUCCCAAUGGCUGAGAGAGUUAAUAAAGGGCAUGGAAUCAUCUUCAGCAAUGGAAAGAUAUGGAAGGAGACCCGGCGCUUCUCCCUCAUGACCCUGCGGAAUUUUGGGAUGGGGAAGAGAAGCAUUGAGGAACGCAUUCAAGAGGAAGCCUGCUGCCUUGUGGAGGAGUUGAGAAAAACCAAUGCUUCACCCUGUGAUCCUACUUUCCUCCUGGGCUGUGCUCCCUGCAAUGUGAUCUGCUCCAUCAUUUUCCACAAUCGUUUUGAUUAUACAGAUCCAAAUUUUCUUACCUUGUUGGAAAAAUUUAAUGAAAACUUCAAGAUUAUGAGCACCCCGUGGAUGCAGGUCUGCAGUAAUUUCCCUGCUCUGAUUGACUAUCUCCCAGGGAGUCAUAACAAAGUGCUUAAAAAUUCUGCUUAUGUAAAAAGCUAUAUUUUGGAGAAAGUAAAAGAACAUCAAGCAUCCCUGGAUGUUAACGACCCUCGGGACUUCAUUGAUUGUUUCCUGAUCAAGAUGGAACAGGAAAAACACAAUCACCAGAUGGCGUUUACUUUUGAAAACUUGAUAGCCACUAUAUCUGACUUGUUUGAAGCUGGGACAGAGACAACGAGCACCACUCUGAGAUAUGGGCUCCUCCUGAUGCUGAAGCACCCAGAUGUCACAGCCAAAGUGCAGAAAGAGAUUGACUCUGUGAUUGAGAGACACCGAAGUCCUUGCAUGCAGGACAGAAUCCACAUGCCCUAUACAGAUGCCGUGGUGCAUGAGAUCCAGAGAUACAUUGACCUGGUCCCCAUUGGCCUGCCUCACACUGUGACCAGGGACAUUAAAUUCAGAAACUACCUCAUCCCCAAGGGCACGACUGUAUUAACAUCACUGACUUCUGUGCUAAAUGAUGACCAAGAAUUCCCCAACCCAGAGGUGUUUGACCCUGGCCACUUCCUGGAUGAGAGUGGCAACUUUAAGAAGAGUGACUGCUUCAUGCCUUUCUCAACAGGAAAACGAAUUUGUGUGGGAGAAGGCCUGGCCCGCAUGGAGCUAUUUUUAUUCCUGACUAGCAUUUUACAGAAAUUUACCCUGGAACCUGUGAUUGACCUAAAGGACAUCGACACCACCCCCAUUUUAAGUGGGUUCAGCCACAUGCCACCGUCAUACCAGCUCCGCUUCAUUCCUGUAUAAUGAAGAGCAGACCCUGCGGCUGCUGCGAUGCUGUUCUCUGUAACUCGUCCUCUUCUGGGCUUCAUUCACCUCUUUUUCAUUAGCAGGGAUGCUCUCUCUGACCUCCCAUCUUGUAUCUCCACAUUCCCUCAAUAUCCAGCUAAUAUCCAACCUCCAUUAAAAAUUUCCUAAGUUUUACUGCACAAAUGUAUGUGCUAUCCUUAUACUCUGUAACACUCAGAUUGGCUAUCACAUGUGUUCAUUGUUACCUAAUAUUGAGUUAGUGUUGUGUUAUCAGUGUGAAACAGUAGAGUGAUUGAUAUAAGCCAGUAUGUAGCUGUUUGUCCUCUGCAUUUCUAAAUAAAAAGCAUCACACUUUGCUGA
This is a messenger RNA of Sus scrofa (pig), 2028 nucleotides long. RefSeq names its product cytochrome P450 family 2 subfamily C member 297 (gene CYP2C297). NCBI's taxonomy places the organism in Eukaryota, Metazoa, Chordata, Mammalia, Artiodactyla, Suidae. Gene Ontology annotation, biological process: xenobiotic metabolic process. Gene Ontology annotation, cellular component: cytoplasm; intracellular membrane-bounded organelle. The record is from RefSeq and is a predicted model, not a curated record. Gene Ontology annotation, molecular function: iron ion binding; heme binding; oxidoreductase activity, acting on paired donors, with incorporation or reduction of molecular oxygen, reduced flavin or flavoprotein as one donor, and incorporation of one atom of oxygen.